This is a messenger RNA of Penicillium lagena, 1494 nucleotides long. RefSeq names its product Regulator of chromosome condensation RCC1. Gene Ontology annotation, molecular function: guanyl-nucleotide exchange factor activity. Gene Ontology annotation, cellular component: cytoplasm. The record is from RefSeq and is a predicted model, not a curated record. Lineage: Eukaryota; Fungi; Ascomycota; Eurotiomycetes; Eurotiales; Aspergillaceae. The transcript has a single exon. Bases 1 to 1494 code for a protein of 497 amino acids.
AUGCAUCUAUUUGCCCUCGGAUCCAACGGAUCCGGCCAACUCGGCAUCGGCCACACGGAGGAUGUCUCCUCGCCCACGGAGUGUGUCUUCGAGACAUCAGAACAAUAUCAUGACCCUCUUGACGAAAAUGAUAAUAUUAUACGUGUUGUCGCAGGCGGGAACCAUACCCUGCUUCUCACGGCCAAGGGGGGUGUUUGGGCAGCUGGGUGGAAUGGGGAUGGACGGUGUGGAGAAAACAUCACUUGUACCCAUGCGCAAGGUCAAGAUUGGCAUCGCGAUGGAGAGGAGAAUGGCCCACCAACAGCAAACGAAAAGAAGAUUCCGAAUACGGCUACGAGGCAAGAGCAGGGACAAGAACGAGACGACCAUGAAGAAGAAGGACCACUCCUCCGCUUCCGAAGGGUGCGUGUCCACGACCCCGUCUCCGGAUUGACUGUCGAGCAUUUCAAGCAUAUUGCUGCGACGUGGGAGGGGUCGUUGCUUGUAGCUUCGGUGCCGAAAAUAUCAAAGAAGAAUUCUUUAUUUUCAUCAGAACAGAUCAAUCGCCGGGCAGACGAUCAAUCGGUCUCUCCCGAAGAAGAGGAAGACCGCAUCUACGUGCUGGGAACAGGUACGAAAGGUGAACUUGGUACUGGGGCACAGACACUGCAUUCCCGGGCAUCAGCGCCAUCAUACAUCACCAACUUCCCACCCUCUCCCUAUCCAUCUGGACAAGAAUCAACCCCAAAAAUCACCGCACUAGCAACCGGAAUGGCCCACACCAUCGCAAUCCUCUCAAACGGCCAAGUCUACGGCUGGGGCAGUUCUCGAAAGGGCCAACUGGGUCCUGGGAAUAAAGCCGCCAAGAUUAUUUGGGAGCCUACGCGCGUUGAUGGGAUUCCCUUCUUUGCGAGGGGUGCGGUCUGUGGGAGGGAGUUUACGGUUGUCUGGGGGGAUGACUGUCGACGGUUUGUACUGCUGGGUGACAGAGGGAUGCGGUGGGGGGUGUUGGGAGAUUCUCUUUCUUCCUCUUCUGAACUGUCAGCUUCAUCGUCAUCUCCACAUGGAGACGGGAAGGAUGAGGGGGUUGUGGAGGUCACUGCUGUAAAUGGGUUUACCGAUAUUUUUGCGAGUUGGAAUGGGGUUUAUGUACAUGCUCCACCUAACCCAACGGGCAUAUCAACGUCUGAAGGGGAUAUCACCACAAUCCCACCACGGCCAGGUCAUCUCAUUGCAUGGGGACGAAAUGAUCGCGGUCAACACCCACCGCCAAAUCUCCCCCCGCCGGCCAUGCUCGCUGUCGGCAGCGAGCAUGUCCUUGCGCUCUUGGAGGAUGGAACCGUCGCAGCGUUCGGCUGGGGCGAGCAUGGGAACUGCGGGUCCGAGACAGAUGCUCGGGGCAACGUGGCGGGGACGUAUAAUGUUAUGUCGCUGCCGGCAGAUGCGAGGACUGCAGGUGGCAGGGUUGUUGGUGUUGGGGUUGGAUGUGCAACUAGUUGGUUGAUAGUAUCUUGA